Phacochoerus africanus (Common warthog) is the source of this 2318-nucleotide messenger RNA. RefSeq names its product general transcription factor IIA subunit 1 (gene GTF2A1). NCBI's taxonomy places the organism in Eukaryota, Metazoa, Chordata, Mammalia, Artiodactyla, Suidae. The record is from RefSeq and is a predicted model, not a curated record. Gene Ontology annotation, cellular component: transcription factor TFIIA complex. Bases 430 to 1560 code for a protein of 376 amino acids. Gene Ontology annotation, biological process: transcription initiation at RNA polymerase II promoter; transcription by RNA polymerase II. The transcript has 9 exons.
GCAGCGGCGGCAGCGGCGGCUCGCGCAGCUCGUUGGCUCACUAUAUAAAGGGGAGAAGCGGGCGGACCGGACGGCUGGAGCUGCAGCCGGUGGCGGCAGCGGCGGCGCGGGGAGCGGCGACCAGUGGUGGUUUCCCUCCUUGGCGCGGGGUGGGGAGCGGGCAACGCCCCCCAAACCCCAGAAGGGUCGUGCCCUUUUUUUUUUUAAGGGCGAUCCUCGAGUUUUUAGCUCCGGGAGGACUGCCCCCUCCUCUUCCUCCCCUCGCCGAUCCCCUCUAAUCCAGCAGGAUCCGAUUUUGUUUAAAAUUCCCCCCCCCAAUUUUGCGGUGGCUUGGGUCACCCUCUGGGUGUUUUUUUCUUUUUUUUUUCGUUUUGUUUUUAUCUUGUUUUCUCGGGGCUUGCCCCCCUCUUGUUUGUGUUGUGUGUGGAAAUGGCGAACUCGGCAAAUACAAACACCGUGCCUAAAUUAUACAGAUCUGUGAUCGAAGAUGUUAUUAAUGAUGUGAGAGACAUCUUUUUGGAUGAUGGAGUCGAUGAACAAGUUCUGAUGGAACUAAAAACUUUAUGGGAGAAUAAACUAAUGCAGUCUAGGGCAGUAGAUGGAUUUCAUUCAGAAGAGCAGCAGCUCUUAUUGCAAGUUCAACAGCAACAUCAACCUCAGCAGCAGCAGCAUCACCACCACCACCACCAUCAGCAAGCUCAGCCACAACAGACAGUACCUCAGCAAGCACAGACCCAGCAGGUCCUUAUUCCUGCAUCACAGCAAGCUGCAGCACCACAAGUUAUUGUUCCUGACUCUAAGCUGAUACAGCAUAUGAAUGCAUCAAACAUGAGUGCUGCUGCUACAGCUGCUACGUUGGCACUCCCUGCUGGUGUGACUCCUGUUCAACAGAUAUUAACAAAUUCAGGCCAACUUCUUCAAGUGGUCAGAGCAGCCAAUGGUGCCCAGUAUAUCUUUCAGCCUCAGCAGUCAGUGGUUCUACAACAACAGGUUAUACCACAGAUGCAACCUGGUGGAGUACAAGCUCCUGUUAUACAACAGGUGCUAACUCCUCUUCCUGGAGGGAUUUCACCACAGACAGGAGUCAUCAUUCAGCCUCAGCAAAUCUUAUUUACAGGAAAUAAGACACAAGUUAUACCUACAACAGUGGCGGCACCUACACCAGCACAGGCACAGAUACCUGCAACUGGCCAACAGCAGCCACAGGCCCAGCCUGCUCAACAGCAAGCUCCUUUGGUGUUACAAGUUGAUGGUACUGGGGAUACAUCAUCUGAAGAAGAUGAAGAUGAAGAAGAAGACUAUGAUGAUGAUGAGGAAGAAGACAAAGAGAAAGAUGGAGCUGAAGAUGGGCAGGUGGAAGAAGAGCCCCUCAAUAGUGAAGAUGAUGUGAGUGAUGAGGAAGGACAGGAACUCUUUGAUACAGAAAAUGUUGUUGUUUGCCAGUAUGAUAAGAUUCACAGAAGUAAAAACAAAUGGAAAUUUCAUCUUAAGGAUGGCAUUAUGAAUCUUAAUGGAAGAGAUUAUAUAUUUUCCAAAGCCAUUGGAGAUGCAGAGUGGUGAAGAGUUGGUUCUUUUCUUUUAUAAGUAAAACAAAAGAAAAUUAAAAAAAAAUUAAAAUGGACAGUUUGAAUCUUGGGACAUAUACCAACCAAAACUUAACUUCUGCAUGUCAGAAAAGUGUAGUAGAAGCAGAGCUACUGGAACAAAGAGACCUUGACAACACAGACACUACUUCUAACUGGCAAGCCAUGGAACUGUAGCACCUGGGGUUGUUGGGUUGGGGAGGGUUGGGGUUUUGUGUAGGAAAACCAUAAUUGUCAAUUUUAAAUACAGGUACCUGCCACUGGUAAUUAGCAUGUAAAGCUCUGUUUAUAUUUCUUCCUCCAACUUGGGUUCAGUCAGAAGAUACUUGUUGGAAUGAACUGAAGAAACUUCCCUUUUGAUAGAUUGAACUGAAACUGCUUAUUGUAUGUGGUUAUAUUUGGUAAAAAUUGCGUGUGAGCUUUUUACAAAAGGGUAAGAAUUAUGGUGUUGAAUUUUAAUUCACUUGUAUAAGAAAGAAGUUUAGAACUCUCAUAAUAGGUCUUAAAUAUUUUUACUUGCUCUUUCUCCCUCAGUAAUAUAUACCUCUUCCUUCCCUGCUUUAUGAAACAUCUAUGUAAGAGUUAAAGGAAGUAAUCAGUGAUCACAGUUUGGAGACAAAAUUUGACCCAGGAAUGGAUAUUUAUUUUAAUUAGGUUUUCAGACUCAUUAAAUGUAGUUUAAAGGUUUGGGUCUCAUCUGAGUGGAGCAGAAUUAAAAUGACAACUUCAACUUUC